AUGGAGAGACGAGGCUUCAAACCCGAAAGAACCCGAAGCCCCGCUUAUGAAAAAAGGAAUCGACAUCGUAGGCAUGAUACAGGUACGGAUGAAAUUAUACGAUUCGUUCGAGAAAGACAGUUGGAAAGACAACCAACUAUAUUAAGACUUCAAAAGAAAGCACCAUUACCUGAUAUAGGACAGUUACCUCCCCUUGGUGUUCAAGACUCUGGAUUUAUUGACAAACCAGUGGAGGAUAGUUACAGUGAGGAAUAUGAUGUACCUGAUGAUGAAGUCAUGGCCAUUGAACAAAACGCAGGAAUAUUGUGUGCGUCGCCUGUGGGAAAUCGAAGAUCCGAUUUCAGGUCAAACAAAUCUCUUGGUUCCAAAUCAUUCCAAAGUUUUCCCUCUCGGAAUGAUCCUUCAAGGUUGUCAAAUAGAAGUUUAAAUAAGUCAUUUAAUGGACGAUAUAUUCGAGUUAACAGACUACUUAAUCCUUUACCGCCCUUGAUGCGUCGUGAUGAACUUCCUGUCAGACCAUCUGCACCUUCUCCAAGUGUUACUCCGCCUCUUCCAGGUCACGAGGAUGAACUUGAUUCUGCUGGCGAACCUAUCGAUUUUAUCGAUCCAGCAUGA
This is a messenger RNA of Lottia gigantea (owl limpet), 615 nucleotides long. RefSeq lists its product as hypothetical. The record is from RefSeq and is a predicted model, not a curated record. NCBI's taxonomy places the organism in Eukaryota, Metazoa, Mollusca, Gastropoda, Lottiidae. The transcript has a single exon. Bases 1 to 615 code for a protein of 204 amino acids.